AGUAAUUAAGUAAGUUUACCUUACAGGUAAACACUAUUAUUAUGUUCGCCGGAGUAGAUUGCAUAUAGCCUAAUCGUUAGAUAGUUAUUUACAUAUACUGUCAGCAUAUUUGUCUAAAAGGGGUCAAGAAUUAGUUUGGUCUCGGCUUUUUACUUUCAAAAUCAAGUAUAAUCUGUAGAAGAAACUCUUAACGUGCGCCCCUUAGGGCAAACGAGUUCUGGCUUGGCAAUCAACUUGAUAAAUAUUCAUAAUCUGUAUUUGCGAAUAUCGAAUUAGAUUAAGAAUCUUUGUGGCUGGCAAAGGGAGCUCGAGUCGAAUUGUUGACGGCGACUUGACCCCAUUUCGCUCGAGCACUCAUCUAAAAUAGAACCGCCGCCAGGUGCCCGGUUAAGAGAUACUUAAUUAUGACGCCGGCGUCCAGAGACGCGUUGCGAAAGUCUUCGUUUUUAGUUGCCAACCAAUCUGGUCAACAGUUACCUUUGAACGCGUAACGGCAACGGGUCAAAUCAUGGCAAAUCUACGCAGCAUUGUCUUGCUGCUAUUGGUGGCGCUCCUUGCUCUGGCUGCCAUCAGCAGCGCUUCGGCUCAAAAGAAUAAGAAGCAACAGCAACAGCGGCCCAAGCCGGUAAACCCCAACAAGCGCCCCCAGCCACACCAGGCGCAAAGACCCCAAAAUACAAGGCCCAAUAAGCAACAGCAAAGUAAGCCCAACUCCAGGGUGUUUACCACAACGCUGCCGGAGCUGGGCAAGAUUCGUGGUCGCACCUUGCUCACGGAAUGGACAGGCCAGAAAGCUAUGCAGUUCCUAGACAUUCCCUAUGGCAAAGCGGAGCGUUUUAAGCCGGCGGAACUCACGUCGUCUUGGAAGGGCAUUCUGCAGGCACAUCGUCAUCAUGCCGGCUGUCCCUCUAUACAGGAUUUGGUCAAGUUCGCCAAAAUGGAGGAGAACGGUAUUGAUAUUGAAGACUGUCUGCGCUUGACAGUCAGCACAAAAUCGCUGGAAGGUAAACUGGCUCCUGUCAUGGUCUAUGUACAUGGCGACUUCUUCUAUGACGGCGACACUGUGGAAGCUGCACCUGGCUAUCUGCUGGAGCGCGAUGUGGUUUUGGUGUCGGUGCGCUAUCGACUGGGUCCCUUCGGCUUCCUGUCCACGCUGAGCGAUGAAAUGCCCGGCAAUGCGGCGGUGACAGAUCUCAUCUUAGCCUUGCAAUGGAUCAAUGAACACAUUACGGCCUUUGGUGGCGAUCCAGAGCGAGUGACUCUGUUCGGCCAGGUGGGCGGAGCGGCGCUUAUUAAUGUGCUCACGAUGAGCCCGGCUGUGCCAGCGAACCUGUUCCAUCGUGUCAUCUAUAUGUCUGGCACAGCCCUAUCUCCGGCCUUCAUCACAGAUUCCCCACUGACGACAACUAAGGAAAUCGCACGCAUUGCCGGCUGCAAGCAGCUCACCAAGUCGGACGCACUGCACAAGUGCUUCAAUCGCAUGAACGCCACCAUGCUGCUGGCUGCCUUCAGUGUCUUUGGCGAAAAGAAGCCUUUGGUGCCCUCCGGUGCGUACGGUGGCGUCCAGCUGGUCAUUGGCGGGCCAUCGGGCAUUCUGCCAGAGCAUCCGGGUCGACUGCUCGCCGCCGAGAAUUUUACAGCCUAUCCCACCUUGGGUGGCAGUGUCAAGCACGGCGGCACCUUCCUGAUGAGGGAUCUCUUCGUGGAUAGCUUUAAUGAGAGCACUACAGAUGACAAGAUGACCGGGGAGAAGUACAUUGAAACAAUUAUUCAGCAGAUUAAUGGCGCCGAUACCACGAGCUCUUGGCGGGAGUUCGCCGAAGAGUAUAUUUUCAGUGCCGAGGACAUUCGGAAUGGUAGCUUCAAGCGCCUAACACCGGGUCUAAUCGAUCUUUGUAGCACGAUCGCGCUGAAGAACCCGGUGCUGUUGGUACUCCAGGCCAAUGCCAGGAAGCUGGCGAACAGCACUUACCUGUACACUUUUGACUAUGAGGGCGAGCUGAAUCGCUAUGCCACCGGCGAGGAAGAGGCUAUCGAUGUGCCCUUCGACAUGGGCGUCAGCCUGACCGACGAGAAUCUCUAUCUGUUUCCCUGGCCGCGCAUUAAUAUGCUGAACGCCAACAGCGAUGUCAAGAUUGCCAAACGCAUGGUGGCCCUUUGGACCUCCUUUGCGGCCGACGGUGUGCCCAUGGCGGAGGGUGUGCCCGCCUGGCCCCCAAUGAAUGACGAAACUGGUCCGUACAUGCAUAUCGGACGUACAGUUAGCUUUGGCGACAAUUACCUGGACGAAUAUAGCAUUGGGGUGCAGGAAGUGAAGCAUGGCUAUAACCUCGUCAAUGAGGACUACUAUGAACUCGAGGCAGUGCUGCGUGAUGCCCUCAAUAAGCAGGAAGAGCCAGCUGAAGCCGAGAUAGACGAGGACGAGGAGCAGGAGCAAACCAACGAUGAGGCCGGAGCCACCGAGGCGCGUGGCCAGAACCUGGUUUUCAUAGCUAGAAAAUCGACACGCGUACAACACUAA
Molecule: messenger RNA, 2521 nt
Organism: Drosophila hydei
Lineage: Eukaryota; Metazoa; Arthropoda; Insecta; Diptera; Drosophilidae
Product: glutactin
Exons: 5
Coding region: 509-2521 (670 amino acids)
Source: RefSeq, a predicted model, not a curated record